This is a messenger RNA of Coccinella septempunctata (seven-spotted ladybird), 1389 nucleotides long. RefSeq names its product dehydrogenase/reductase SDR family member 13-like. NCBI's taxonomy places the organism in Eukaryota, Metazoa, Arthropoda, Insecta, Coleoptera, Coccinellidae. The transcript has 5 exons. Bases 261 to 1235 code for a protein of 324 amino acids. The record is from RefSeq and is a predicted model, not a curated record.
ACUCGCAGUGUAUGUUCGAUUCAUUAACUUCCUGUUAAUGAACUUGAAGAUGUAAUUACAUAGUUGUUGUACUGAGCGACAAAAGCAUUAUUCACACACUUUUUAUGAAGGCUGAAGGCUGGAAUAUAAUUUACAGGUUAAAAUUGUUCGUACAAGCAAGAACCAAGCGCAAGAUAUAGGCUGUUCAUUGUCGUUCUCCAAAACUGUGUCAAAGUGUAUACGAUCUAUUCAAAAACGGUUUCCCCUUCACUCUAGUGACAAUGUCCCUUUCAUUUGCCUACGAUUUAUUAAUGUACAUACUGGCACGAAUUUAUGAAUUCAUCUGGUGCAGAGAUAAGCCCAUUCCAUUGAAAUGUUUGGUUGGAAAAACAGCGAUUGUAACUGGAGGAAAUGCAGGUAUUGGCUUAGCGACAGCAACUGUCUUGGCCUCCAGAGGUUGUAGAGUAAUUUUGGCCGAUUGUCAAAAUGGUGAAUCAUCAAGAGAUCAAAUAAUAGCCUCUACUGACAACAAGAAUAUUGUUUAUAAACAUUUGGACCUUUCUUCCCUACAGUCAGUUAGAAAUUUCGCCGCUAAUAUUUGUAAGACGGAAGAGAAAAUAGACAUAUUGAUUAAUAAUGCCGGCAUAGGACUCACUAAAAGAUUAGUAUCAGUAGAUGGACUCAAUUACCUUAUGCAGGUCAAUAUUUUUGGAGCUUUUUUGUUGACUCAUCUUUUACUAGAACCAAUGAAAAAAGCAAAACAAGCUAAAGUCAUAUUCGUGAGCUCUGUUCUGGCAAAUUUUCAUAGUCUUAGAGCAGAAAAACUGAAUAUAACCGAUUUCGAAAUGGAUGAUGAACAUCAAAUUCUAUUGUACAGCAACUCAAAGGCCUGUUGCAUUUUGGCAGCCCAAGAAUUCGGCAAAAAAUUGGAGAAAUAUGGAAUCACGGCCAAUUCUAUUGAUCCUGUUGGGGUUAGAACUCAAAUUUUCAAACCACUAGGAGAUUAUAACAAUUGGCUGAUGAAGUCAUUUUUGAUGGUUGGUCUUCAACUUGCGGCACAAGAUGUCCUAGAUGUUGCUAACUGUUUCCUUAAUGUGGCUAUCAGAAAUGAACCCGCUACCAAUGGCAAAAAUUAUGUUUUGUCUCAUAUUGGAAGAAAACCAACAAUUCUCAUGGAUAGGAAACUUUGCCAAGAUUUGUGGUCGAAAAUGGAAGAUUUAGUUGAACUGAAGCCUGAAGAGAAAAUAGUUUCAUAGGAUAAAUUCAAUUUGAAAAAAAAAAUUUAAUCAGAUUAUCGUAAUUAUUGAGAAUAUUUUUUUUAACAAGUGUGAAGUCAUAUUGAUUUGUAAAUACGGGUUCAAGGAUCUCUCUGAAAGCCUUCGAAGGUCUAAUAAAGUUCUCUGUCUACAU